Molecule: messenger RNA, 6172 nt
Organism: Gasterosteus aculeatus aculeatus (three-spined stickleback)
Lineage: Eukaryota; Metazoa; Chordata; Actinopteri; Perciformes; Gasterosteidae
Product: neuropilin-1a
Biological process (GO): vasculogenesis; vascular endothelial growth factor signaling pathway; vascular endothelial growth factor receptor signaling pathway
Cellular component (GO): focal adhesion; plasma membrane; axon
Molecular function (GO): semaphorin receptor activity; vascular endothelial growth factor receptor activity; vascular endothelial growth factor binding
Source: RefSeq, a predicted model, not a curated record
GAGGGCGCACCGGGUUGUCAGUCCGCUCGUCUGUUUGGUCGGAGGUCGCCCGGUUGCGCGCAGCGGGGAUCCGGGGAGUGGAAAUUCCGCUUGUUACUUUCCCGGCUCGACUCGUAUUUCUGAACAUUUCUGCUGUGACGGUCGGUCAGUCGCUGCCGUGAGAGAGAGAGAGAGAGAGAGGGAGGGAGAGAGGGAGGGAGGGAGAGAGAGCUGAAACAAGGAGCGCAGAUCUUGGAGAGCAGCGCUCAGAUGUCCGUUGGAUCAGAAUAGCGCUCAACCACAGAUUUCUCCUCCUCAGCGGGAAACAUUCUCCCCUCGGAAGUACGACCACCGGGACGCACAGCGGACACUUCUGGCCGACGGAUUUUUUUUCUUCUUGUUUUUAGCUUUUGGAUUAUUCUCCCUUUCCCUUCAUUCCGGGGGAGGGCGAGUUGUCGCCCCCCGGCACCACCGGGGAUCUCGCGCUGAAGCCCGCAGGAUGCCGGGGACCCUACGACGAGCACAUCUCACACUUUGAGACUAUUGUCUUUUCUCUUUCUGGACGUAACCCCCCCUCACACACACAGGAGUUUUUUUUUUUUUUUUUUUUUGCUUUGGUCUUUCUCUUGUUUUACACAAUGUGCGCGUUGGACAAUGUGAGGAUGCGGAGCGGGUUGCUGUUGUUCCUCCUCUCCCGAGUCACCCUGGUGGCUCCGUUGGCUCAGACCGGUCAAUGCGGGGGGAACAUCGAGAUACACGCCGCGGACUACCUGACGUCCCCGGGCUACCCGGGCGCCUACCCGCCCUCCCAGCAGUGCGUGUGGGUCAUAACGGCCCCCGAGCCUGGUCAGAAGAUCCUCAUCAACUUCAAUCCGCAUUUUGAUCUGGAGGACAGAGACUGCAAGUACGACUACGUGGAGGUGUACAACGGCGGGGACGAGCUCUCGUCCAUGUUGGGGAAGUUCUGCGGGAAGAUCGCUCCGUCGCCGAUCAUCUCCAGCGGCAGCGAGUUGCUCAUCAAGUUCUUCUCCGACUACGAGACGCACGGGGCCGGAUUCUCCGUUCGCUACGAAGUCUUCAAGACAGGUCCGGAAUGUUCCCGGAACUUCACGGCUCCCAGGGGCGUCGUCAAGACGCCGGGCUUCCCCGAGAAGUACCCCAACAACCUGGACUGCACCUUCAUGAUCUUCGCCCCCAAGAUGUACGAGAUCGUGGUGGAGUUCGACAGCUUCGACAUGGAGCCGGACACCACGCCGCCACCGGGCGCCCUCUGCCGAUACGACUGGCUGGAGAUCUGGGACGGCUUCCCCGCAGUGGGUCCCCACAUCGGCCGGUACUGUGGGCCGACGUCUCCGGGCCGCGUGGUCUCCUACACCGGCAUCCUGUCCAUGACCAUCACCACCGACAACGCCAUCGCCAAAGAGGGCUUCUCCGCCAACUACACCAUCCGGGAGAGGAGCCUCCCGGGGCACGAAGACGAGGACUUUGCGUGCAUGGAGCCACUGGGAAUGGAGUCGGGGGAGAUUUCCUCGGAGCGGAUCAGCGCCUCGUCCCAGUACAACUCCAACUGGUCCCCCGAGCGCUCGCGUCUCAACUACCAGGAGAACGGCUGGACGCCCUCGGACGACACCGUCAGGGAGUGGAUUCAGGUGGAUUUGGGAUUCCUCCGGUUCGUCACCGCCAUCGGGACGCAGGGAGCCAUCUCCAAAGAGACCAAGAAGCAGUACUACGUCCGCUCGUACAAAGUGGACCUGAGCUCCAACGGGGAGGACUGGGUCACGGUGAAGGAGGGCAACAAGCAGAAGAUCUUCCAGGGAAACCUCAACCCGACGGAGGAGGUCCGCUCCCUUCUCCCCAAACCGACUCUGGCUCGCCACAUCCGCGUCCGCCCCAUGUCCUGGGAGCAAGGCAUCUGCAUGCGCUUUGAGGUCUACGGCUGCAGGACGUCAGACUACCCCUGCUCGGGGAUGCUGGGGAUGGUCUCCGGUCAGAUCUCGGAUGCUCAGAUCGGCGCCUCGUCGUACGCCGACCGGGGCUGGGUGGCGGAAAACGCCCGCUUGCUGACGGGCAGGUCGGGCUGGACCGGCCAGCAGACCAAGCAGCCCUUCAGGAACGAGUGGCAGCAGGUGGAUCUGGGCCAGGACAAGAUGGUGAGCGGCGUGGUGAUCCAGGGGGGGAAACACCGCGACAGGAACGUCUUCAUGAAGAGGUUCAAGGUGGGACACAGCCUGGACGGAGACGAGUGGACCGUCGUCAAGGAGGACAACACCACCAAGCCCAAGGUAUUCCUCGGGAACCAGAACCACGACACCCCAGAGCUGAGGACGUUGGGCCCCCUCCUGACCGGCUUCGUCAGGAUCUACCCGGAGAGCGCCACCAACGAGGCCCUGGGCCUCCGUCGGGAGCUGCUGGGCUGCGAACUGGACGACAUCACAACCACGGCUCCUCCCACCACGGCCAUCGCCUCCACGCUUCCCAUGACCACGUUCGGGGCGACCACCACGGCGCCGACCACCGUCCCCGGGACGACGGCCUCGGGCUGCGAGGAGGGACAGAGGGACUGCGGCGGCGAGACCGAGGCCCCCGAUGACUACGACGUGGCGACGGCAGAAGGCGCCACGGAGGCCGGUCCUUUCAUGGACAUACCAGCCUACAUGUGGUUCGCCUGCAACUUCGACUACGCGUCAUUCUGCGCCUGGACCAGGGAGACCGGGGUGGGGGCCGAGUGGCUCAUCCAGACCAACGGGGCCAGCUCGGUCCACCGGGGGCCGGUCCUGGACCACACGGGCAAACCGGGGUACUUCAUCUACAUGCAGCAGGGGGGCGCGGACGCACCGAGCGCACCCGAGGCCGAGGGGGACGAGGAGAAGGUGGCCAGCCUGGCCAGCCUGCCCAUCACGGAGCAGGACGCCGUCCUCUGCAUGUCCUUCUGGUACCACAUGUUCGGCGAGCAUGCAGGGGCGCUCCACAUCAAGCAGAGGAUGGAGGCCGAGGCGGGGCAGAUCCUGUGGAUGGUCAGCGGGCACCAGGGCAGCCGCUGGAGGGAGGGACGGGUCCGGCUGCCGCGCUCCGGCGCCUCAUACCAGGUGGUCGUGGAAGGCGUCGCAGACAGCCGCAGUACGGGUCACAUAGCCGUGGACAACAUCCAGAUCAUAGAUGGACUCUCCCCUGAGGACUGCAAGGAUCCAGAAGCUCCUACGUCUCCCCCAAACGAGAUCUUCAUCCUGCCGAUGGACUCCCUCCCCCAGGACUCCGGCGAGCUGGGCGGCCCGGGCAACAUGCUGAAGACCCUGGACCCCAUCCUCAUCACCAUCAUCGCCAUGUCCGCGCUGGGCGUCUUCCUGGGCGCCAUCUGCGGCGUGGUCCUGUACUGCGCCUGCUCGCAGGGCAGCAUGACGGACAGGAACUUGUCCGCGCUGGAGAACUAUAACUUUGAGCUGGUGGACGGCGUGAAGCUAAAGAAGGACAAGAUGAACGGACAGAAUAACUACUCGGAGGCGUGAGGGUCGUUGGGGUCGGGGAGCCAAUGUCAUUUUUUCUUUUCUCAGGAGCAGCAGUGGAGGGGACUGACCUGCAGGGGGCACUGUGUAUAAAGAACCUGUACAGCGGAGGGGAAAACUGAACAAAAAAAGAAGAAAUCUAAGGAUUCUAUUUGUUUUUCGGCGUGCUUCGUAGAGUUCAUGUAAUCACAUGCUGGUGUUGAGACCAAUUCAGAUGAAAGUUUGUGUACUUUUAAUGGAAAGAUCGUCUUUUUUUUUUUUGAGUAUGUGGAAUUUGCAGUUGGGAUUUUUCGUUUGGUGCGUGAAAGUGUGUUUGUACGUGUGUCGCUUUCAUUUACAUCCGCGUCCAAGGUGCGCAUGGGUCACUCAGUCAGGCAGCGGCCGUUGUACGUGUGCAUCAAACUCGGGUUCAUGUGUGUGUGUGUGUGUGUGUGUGUGUGUGUGUGACCCGCUGACCCGUGUCUAGUUCCGACAGUGCCUUUUUAUUUUAUUCUUUUUCUGUUGCCUUGGUUUUCUGCUGGUUGUUCUCUCACCGUCCGGGGUUCCUCCUCACGCAGGAGCUCCGAAGGCCUCAUGUUCACGGCACAUGACACAUCCGACAUAUUGUACAUAGCUUUUAAUAUAUUUGAGCGCCCUUUUCUACAUAGAAAGAAAGACAUAAGUGCCGCAGUAUCCUUUCUCUGAAUCAAACUCUCUCUAAAGUGUGCAGAAAGCAUUCCUUUCAACACGAUGAGACCCGCACCCGUUUCUUUGCGUUUCUUCUCGACCUGGCUGCGAUUUUGUGGGCUUUUGAGAUUAUGGAGAGACGCCUCGCCGGAGGAGCUGUUUCUGUACAGGGUAAAAACGGAGCACCUCAGAACCACCACGGCGACGACACACAAAGGGACUGUUGGACAUUUUACCUGAAGUGUGUCAGGAGAGACGAAAGACGCUGAAAGACUGAGAAUCAAAGUUUGCAACGACAAUGCUGUGCUUUUUUUUUGUUUGUUGUUGUUGACUAUCAGAGGAGGAAUCUGUUGAAGGAUCUAAAUAUUUUUAGCUCACCGCAAACCUGAUGACUCCGUCCCAUCAUCGCCGCGCACCUCCAUCUAUCCGUUUAGCAUUAUGUUGUGGAGGAAUUUGGAAAGUUUGUGUCUAAAUACUUUUAAAUAUUAAAUAUUUUUACUGAACCCACUUAUGUGGCCCAAACCUAUCAAAGUACACCGUAGCGCUUUGGCUUUACCACACUUAAAAUACGUUUUUUUCUCGAUCCGUUAUUCAGAGGGCAGUGCGACGUCAUUUUGUAGGAGACAGGGUUUAAGUAACACACACAGUUAAGUCAAAGAAAUGUAUAACAAAGAAUCAGAGCAAAGAGCCUCCAAAAUCAACCUUAUUUGACUCAGCAGUGAAAGUAGAUGUGAGGGUUCCUGCUGCAGCUUAUUUUGCGUUUCAAUCUCUUAGUCAACACAAGGCCUCAUUACCUGUAAACCACAGCAGGGAUGUCGACGUUUCAGGUGAAUCAGAUCCAACCGAUUGGUUCAUUUUAGAGGCACCUGAAUGCUUCAGUGGACAAACUGGGUUAAAUCUGAAAAGGACGAUUCGUCCUCAAGUGAGAGGGUCUUUUGUAGCUGAACGUGUGGUGACACUCGUCGCGUGUUCACAGCCGGCAGGACGCAGUCUGGAAAUCCAGAAACGUCCCCCGGUGAAGAAGAAGAAGAAGAAGAAGAAGAAGACAACUGAGCUGUUUGUCAUUGCACAGAGGACGGGGGCCUCGUCCCCCUCCGACCGGUGGCAAACUCGGCGCUUCGCUCGCAGAGAUCAAGAAGCCGCCACGCGGGCGGGACACUGUGACAUUAACCGUCUUCUGGUUCCGUCCGCUCGCUGUUCCACGUGUGCCGGAAACGUGGAGCGACGGAUGUUCACAAAGACUCUUUGUUGCAGAGGAGGUCCGCUCGAAUUCAAGCGCGGCCGUCCGGUCGCAGCUGCACGUUUCCCCAGCAGACGAAGGCGCCGUGACCGUGAGCCGGUUCAAAUGGGUUUCAAUAUGUUUACAGCACCCGGGGCACCGCGUGGUCGUUUCAGUGCGGCAGGAUGUGUGUCGAUGACGCUUCUUCCCCUCCCGAAAACCAGAAAGGAUGCUGCGGCACUACGCGUGAAAACAAAUGAUGCACUGAUAUAUUUAAAAAGAAAAAAAUGAAUCUUGUUGUUUAUGAUGUUGAUUUAUGAAAAGAGGGAAAGACAGAAAGGGAGGGGACGGUGUUAUCGUUGAUUCUUUUUAACUGUUAUAACUCUGUAGAAGUACAAUUUACGGAGAUGUUUUUCAAUCUCGAAAAAGCUUAUAUGCGUCUCUUUGAAACGUAACAAUUUUAUUCACUUGGUAUAAUAUCACCUUGUUUUGUACCGUCACUGAUGUACGUGUUAUCGUUUUAUUCUUUGUUUUCUUUGUAUGACGAGAAGAAUUGUUUUUUUUCUAACUGCUUCUGUAAUUUCUUUGCUGUCUCAGAUCCAGAAAAAAAACCCGAAAAGAAAGGAAAUAUGGAAGUAAAAAAAAAAAAAGAAAUAGGAAAAAGCAGUGAGGCCUUAAGUGACUAAAAGUAUUGUUUGUACUCCGACUUCUGGUCAGCACCCAGACUCAUCCGUCUCUGUUGUCUCGGACUCUGAUCAUUGACUAUUACAUUCCAAAGAAUUGGAUCAAAUAAAUGUUUUAAGUAAAA